AUGGAAUGUCCUACGGAGUUUUGCGUGAAUUUACAAUCUAACCUCCUCUACACUCAUCACUUUGUACCUGCACAGGUGAUAUUGUAUGUCAUCCGAUUGGUAACCCGUAUAGAAGCCGCAAUAGACUUCCUGGUUAGACACAAUAGGUUUCUGAGCAAGCUAGACAACACUCGAGCACACCUGAUCAAUGGGACGGGCACUGAGGCGCUGCUGCGUGACCUGAGAACGGAUGCAAGCACAGAGAAGUACUUGACAAGAAAGCGACUGCAUCUCAGAGGCCUGAUCAAUGUCCAGGUUUACCCAAUGCUGGCGAGGUGGUGCACACAGGCCACAAAAGAAAACCAGGUCAAGCGCGCCUGCCGAUCGCACGCGCACACAGCGUAUCUAUUUGCACACAUCCCUCCCGAGGAACUCACCGCUGAGAUUGUGACCAGUCUCAUCGCCGCCAAUGUGUAUCUAUCGACCAACUACAACUACGAUCUGGCAGCCGAGCACGGAGCCAAAUACAAUCGCAUGGACAAGGAGAGGCGAGGGCUCGACAGUGGCCUGGGCAUUGCAGAUACCGAGGUCUUCGAUGUCUUCCAG
Molecule: messenger RNA, 585 nt
Organism: Sphaeroforma arctica JP610
Lineage: Eukaryota; Ichthyosporea; Ichthyophonida
Exons: 3
Source: RefSeq, a predicted model, not a curated record